Molecule: messenger RNA, 3738 nt
Organism: Prosopis cineraria
Lineage: Eukaryota; Viridiplantae; Streptophyta; Magnoliopsida; Fabales; Fabaceae
Product: putative disease resistance RPP13-like protein 1
Exons: 3
Coding region: 73-3738 (1221 amino acids)
Biological process (GO): defense response to other organism
Molecular function (GO): ADP binding
Source: RefSeq, a predicted model, not a curated record
UUCGAUCUCCUUUUGCAGAAUCAUUUCCUUCGGUUGACCUCCAUAUCUGCAGACCCGACAACAACUUCAUCCAUGGCCGGAGCUUUGGUUGGUGGUGCUUUUCUCUCUGCUUUUCUUCAAGUGGUUUUUGACAGGCUGGCGUCUCCUGAUGUUCAGGGUUUCUUCAAGAAACGAAAAUUGAACGAGACACUGCUCAAGAAGUUCGAGAGUGAGCUGUUAGCCAUCGAAGCUGUUGUUGAUGAUGCAGAGCAAAAGCAGAUAUUUAAUCCCAAGGUGAAGGAGUGGCUUGAUAUGGUCAAAGAUGCCGUGUUUGAUGCUGAGGAUGUCAUAGAUGAGAUUGAUUACGAAGUGUCCAAGCGCAAGGUGGAAGCUGAACUUCAGACCCAAACCAGUCUCACUGGCAAGGUACGAAACUUCUUCAGUUCUUCUGAUAGUUCAUUUGAUAAGGAAGUUGAAUCCAGGAUGCAAAACGUUCUUGAACUUCUAGAACAUCUUGCAUCUCAAAAGCAUUUGUUAAAAUUGAUUCAACGUGGUAGCGGUGCUGGAUUGAGGAGUUCAAUAACAAAUAGGUUGCCUACAACAUCAUUGGUGGAUGAAGCUGCCAUGAUCGGUAGAGGUGAUGACAAAAAAACGAUUAUUGAAUGGUUACUAUCAGAUAUGGAUAACAGUCGAUUAUCUGUCAUUUCUAUUGUGGGUAUGGGAGGGCUGGGUAAAUCUACUCUUGCCCAGCUUGUUUACAAUGAUAGGAAGGUGAUGGAUGAAUUUGAGGUCAAAGUUUGGGUAUGUGUUUCUGAAGAGUUUGAUGUGUUCAGGGUAACAAGAACAAUUUACGAGGCAAUCACUAUGUCUAAGGACAAUACUACCGAUCUAAAUAUGCUUCAAAUCAAAUUGAUGAAAUUGUUAACUCAGAAGAAAUUUCUUCUUGUUUUAGACGAUGUGUGUAAUGAAGAUAAUGAGCUGUGGGAGGCAUUGCAAUUACCUUUGAAUCAUGAGGCUUUGGGUAGCAAAAUUCUUCAGACUACCCGCAGUGAAAAAGUUGUUUCAAUUAUGAAUUCAACUAAAGCACUUCCGUUAAAGCUCUUGCCAGAAAAAGAUAGUUGGCUGCUAUUCAGCAAAUAUGCAUUACGCGAUAGAGAUAUUCUUCACCCAAACUCUGACCUUGAAAAAAUUGGUAGAAAAAUCUGUAAAAAGUGCAAAGGAUUGCCUUUAGCUUUGAAAGCCAUUGGAAGCCUUUUGUACACGGAAGUAUCUCAUGAGCAAUGGAAUGACAUUUUGAAAAGUGAGAUAUGGGAAGAAAAGAGUGAUAACAAAAUUCUGCCAAGUUUGAGAUUGAGUUAUCGUUACCUUCCUUCUUAUCUCAAGAGAUGUUUUUCUUAUUGCUCGAUAUUUCCCAAAGAUUAUGAUUUUGACAAGGACCAUCUAAUUCAGCUGUGGAUGGCAGAAAAUUUUUUACCAUGUGCUCAUCAAAGCAAAGAUGCACGGGUAAUUGGAGAACAAUGCUUCCAUGAUCUACUAUCAAGAUCUUUUUUUCAACGAUCAGCAGGAGAUGAAGCGCAUUUUGUUAUGCAUGACCUUGUCAAUGAUUUGGCAAAAGAUGAAUAUGGCAAAUUUUGCCAUAGGUUGGAGUUAGACGAAGCAAGUAAUCUAUCAAAAUUUACUCGCCAUGUUUCAUAUUUGAGAGAUAUCUAUGAAACUCCAAAACGAUUUGAGGCUUUAUACCAAGCCAAUAGAUUACGCACGUUCUUGCCUCUCACCAUGCUAGAUUUUAACUGGGCACGCUGGAUGUCUACAAAGGUUAUACAUGAUUUGUUGUCGAACUUUCCGUGCAUGCGAGUUUUAUCUCUCUCAGAUUAUUCUAGCAACAUUGUCGAGUUGCCUGAUUCGAUAGGAAAUAUGAAGCAUUUACGCUAUUUGGACCUAUCAGAAACUAAACUAAGGAUAUUGCCUAAUUCAGUAUGUCAACUUUAUCAUUUGCAGACAUUGAAGUUGUGGCGUUGUUGGGAUUUGAAAAAGUUGCCAAUGGAUUUACACAAACUCAUUAGUCUGCGUCAUCUUGAUUUUCGAGAAACUGCUGUGCGUGAGAUGCCAAAGCAAUUAGGCAAAUUAAAAAAUCUUCAAGUGCUGUCAUCAUUUAUUGUGGGAAAAUAUGAAGAGACCAACAUCAAGCAGUUAAAAGAACUUGAUCUUUGUGGAUCGAUUUCCAUAUCAGAGUUGCAAAAUAUAGUUUCUCCCGUAGAUGCUUUAGCAGUCAAUUUGAAAACUAAGAUAUACCUUGAGGAGUUAAGAUUAGAAUGGAGCAUGGACAAUGAAAAAUCACAAAAUGAUAAGGAUGUUUUGGAGAAGCUCCAACCUUAUCAAAACUUGAAAAGGCUCUCAAUUAGCAGCUAUGGUGGUGAUGGGUUUCCGGACUGGUUUGUAGAUCUUUCACUGUCUAAAAUAGUGUCCCUGGAGCUGAGGAAUUGCAAAUACUGUUCCUCCUUGCCAUCACUAGGCCUUUUUCCAUAUCUCAAGUCACUAUCAAUUGUAGGGUUUGAUAGUAUAGUAGCUAUUGGUCCAGAAUUUCAUGGGAAUAGCUCUUAUACAACUUCCCUGGAAAUCUUGAGGUUUGGAGAUAUGGAGGCCUGGGAGGAAUGGAAGUAUGAAAAUAUGUCGCUUAGUUUCCCUCAUAUUCAAGAGUUAAGUCUAGAAAAUUGUCCCAAAUUGAAAGGGCACCUUCCUCCACAACUUCCUUCUCUAAGGACGCUAGUUAUUGUCAAUUGUGAGAAACUUGUAGAUUCAAUUCUGUUGGCUUCAUCUCUUCAUAAAUUGGUCCUGAGACAUUACGGAAAGGAGGAGAUGGAAUGUGUUCCAUCAACUCUGAAAGUUCUUGAGCUUUCUGGAUGUUUUGCAGAAAUCUUAUCAAUUGAAAAAAUUGAGAAUGCAAUUGCCAAUUCCUGCCUUGAGGAGUUGAAUUUUGGGGAUUGUCCUCGCCUGAAAUUCCCAUUGCGCUACUGUCAUAACUUCGUUGUUGAAAUGGAGAUAAGAGGAAGAUGCGACUGUCUUGUGUCUUUUCCACUGGAUUUUUUUCCCAAUCUUCAGAUAUUGCGGCUGAGGGAUUGUAAUAAUCUUGAAAUGAUAUCUAUUUCAGAACGAUACCAUCACUCGCUUGCAAGAUUAGACAUAGAGAAGUGUCCAAAAUUUGUAUCAUUUCCCAAAGGAGGGUUUUUGGCCCCCAAAUUAAUUGUCUGUCUCUUCGAAGAAUUGGAGAAUUUGAAAUCACUGCCUGAGUGGAUGCACACUCUCUUCUGCUCACUCAAACAUCUAGUACUAAGACGCUGCCCACGAGUGGAAUCAUUACCUGAGGGAGAUCACUUGGCAAUUGGAGAUACAAACGACGAGUCUCUUCCUGAUGUAGGACUACUACCCCCUUCUCUUAAUUCCCUUUGGUUCUCAAAUUGCCCAAAUCUCAGAACGUUGGAACACAAAGGUCUUUGCCACUUGUCCUCUCUCAAACACUUGCAUUUUAUUGACUGUCCUAAACUCCAAUACUUGCCGAAGGAAGGAUCGUCGGCUGACCUCCAUUUCUGCAGACGCACAGCAACUUCGGCCAUGGCGGGAGCCUUGGUUGGUGGUGCUUUUAUCUCAGCUUUUCUUCAGGUAGCUUUUUACAGGUUGGCUUCUCUUAAUACUCUGAAUCUCUUCAAGAAACGAAAAUUCAACGAGAAAUUGACAUGCAGCCAUGAAAACAUUAGAAUGUGA